GAGGUGGCCAAGUUGGAGAAGCACUUGAUGCUUCUCCGGCAAGAAUAUGUCAAGCUUCAAAAGAAACUGGCGGAGACAGAGAAAAGAUGCACUCUUUUGGCAGCACAAGCAAACAAGGAAAGCAGCAGUGAGUCGUUCAUCAGCCGCUUGCUGAGCAUAGUGGCUGACCUCUAUGAGCAGGAGCAGUACAGUGAUCUGAAGAUCAAGGUUGGGGACAGGCACAUCAGUGCUCACAAGUUUGUUCUGGCAGCCCGCAGUGACAGGUGGAGUCUGGCCAACUUGUCUUCCACUGAGGAGCUGGACUUGUCAGAUGCUAAUCCUGAAGUGACAAUGACAAUGCUUCGCUGGAUCUAUACAGAUGAAUUGGAGUUCAGAGAGGAUGAUGUGUUCCUGACUGAACUGAUGAAACUAGCAAAUCGGUUUCAACUACAGCUCCUUAGGGAGAGAUGUGAGAAGGGUGUUAUGUCUCUGGUGAAUGUUAGGAACUGCAUUCGCUUCUAUCAGACUGCGGAGGAGCUAAAUGCCAGCACACUGAUGAACUACUGUGCGGAGAUUAUUGCUAGUCACUGGGAUGAUUUGCGAAAGGAGGACUUUAGUAGCAUGAGUGCUCAGUUAUUGUACAAAAUGAUCAAAUCCAAGACAGAAUACCCAUUACAUAAAGCUAUCAAAGUGGAAAGAGAAGAUGUGGUCUUCCUUUAUCUGAUUGAGAUGGAUUCACAGCUCCCAGGGAAGCUGAAUGAAGUGGAUCAUAACGGAGAUCUUGCCUUAGAUCUUGCACUGUCACGACGACUUGAGAGUAUUGCCACCACACUGGUUAGUCAUAAAGCAGAUGUAGAUAUGGUAGACAAGAAUGGCUGGAGUUUGUUACAUAAAGGAAUCCAAAGAGGAGAUGUCUUUGCCUCUACUUUCCUUAUUAAGAAUGGGGCCCUCGUCAAUGCUGCUACAUUAGGGGCUCAGGAGACACCGUUACACCUUGUGGCAUUGUACAGUUCAAAGAAACACUCCGCAGAGAUGAUGUCUGAGAUGGCACAGAUUGCAGAGGCCCUUCUGCAGGCUGGCGCCAACGCCAACAUGCAGGACAGCAAGGGCAGGACACCAUUACACUUGUCCAUCAUGGCCAGGAACGAAUACGUGUUUAACCAGCUGCUGCAGUGUAAACAAUUAGAUUUAGAACUGAAAGACCACGAGGGCAGCACAGCUCUGUGGCUUGCAGUGCAGUACAUCACGGUGACUUCGGACCAGUCUGUGAACCCAUUUGAGGACCUCCCCGUGGUAAAUGGGACAUCAUUUGAUGAGAACAGCUUUGCAGCCAGACUCAUUCAGUGUGGCAGCAACACUGAUGCCCCCGAUACAGUGACAGGAAAUUGUUUACUACAGCGGGCAGCUGGAGCAGGAAAUGAGGCAGCAGCUCUUUUCCUGGCAACCAAUGGUGCCCAUGUCAACCACAAAAACAAGUGGGGAGAAACUCCAUUGCAUACAGCUUGUCGCCAUGGCCUGGCCAACCUCACGGCAGAACUCCUGCAGCAAGGUGCCAACCCAAACCUGCAGACAAAGGAGGCUGUGCCUUUUUCAAAGGAAGCUGCAUCCCUGACCAGCUCCAUGGACAGUGUCUAUCUGCAGACACCGCUACACAUGGCAAUUGCCUAUAAUCAUCCAGAUGUGGUGUCUGUCAUUCUCGAGCAGAAAGCCAAUGCUCUUCAUGCUACCAACAACUUGCAAAUUAUUCCGGACUUUAGCCUCAAGGAUUCCCGAGACCAGACUGUUCUGGGCCUGGCAUUAUGGACUGGCAUGCAUACGAUCGCAGCCCAGCUGCUGGGCUCUGGGGCUUCCAUCAAUGACACCAUGUCAGAUGGGCAGACUCUGCUGCACAUGGCUAUCCAGCGGCAGGACAGCAAGAGUGCACUCUUCCUCUUGGAGCAUCAGGCAGAUAUAAACAUCAGGACUCAGGAUGGCGAGACAGCCCUUCAGCUGGCCAUCAGAAAUCAACUUCCGCUUGUGGUUGAUGCCAUCUGCACCCGAGGAGCCGACAUGUCUGUUUCAGAUGAGAAGGGGAACCCCCCGCUGUGGCUUGCAUUGGCAAAUAAUCUGGAAGACAUCGCAUCUACUCUGGUCAGACAUGGCUGUGAUGCCACAUGCUGGGGUCCAGGACCUAGCGGGUGCCUUCAAACACUCUUGCAUAGAGCCAUUGAUGAAAACAACGAGUCCACUGCCUGCUUUCUUAUUCGCAGUGGCUGUGAUGUGAAUAGUCCCCGACAACCGGGUGCUGAUGGAGAGGGAGAGGAAGAGGCCAGGGAUGGGCAGACCCCUCUGCAUUUGGCAGCCUCCUGGGGGCUGGAAGAAACAGUGCAGUGUCUUCUGGAAUUUGGUGCCAAUGUAAACGCACAGGAUGCAGAGGGAAGGACACCUAUCCAUGUGGCCAUCAGCAACCAGCACUGUGUCAUCAUUCAGUUGUUGAUUUCUCACCCUAAUAUCCACUUGAAUGUACGAGACAGACAAGGACUGACCCCAUUUGCUUGUGCCAUGACUUACAAGAACAACAAGGCGGCAGAGGCCAUUCUGAAACGCGAGUCUGGGGCUGCAGAGCAGGUGGAUAACAAGGGCCGGAAUUUUCUUCAUGUGGCAGUUCAGAACUCUGAUAUUGAAAGUGUCCUGUUCCUAAUCAGUGUCCAGGCUAAUGUGAAUUCCAGAGUCCAGGAUGCUUCCAAGUUGACCCCUUUGCACCUUGCUGUCCAGGCAGGCUCAGAGAUUAUCGUCCGCAAUUUGCUUCUUGCAGGAGCCAAGGUGAAUGAACUAACCAAGCACCGCCAGACUGCCCUCCAUCUCGCUGCCCAGCAGGACCUGCCGACCAUCUGCUCAGUCCUCCUAGAGAAUGCAGUGGACUUUGCUGCCGUGGAUGAGAAUGGAAAUAAUGCUCUUCAUCUCGCUGUCAUGCAUGGUCGGCUCAACAACAUCCGGGUUCUCCUGACAGAGUGCACAGUGGAUGCAGAAGCCUUUAAUCUGAGAGGCCAGUCACCACUGCACAUUUUGGGACAGUAUGGCAAAGAGAAUGCGGCGGCCAUCUUUGAUCUCUUCUUAGAGUGCAUGCCUGAGUAUCCUCUAGAUAAGCCAGACAUGGAAGGAAACACAGUGUUGCUCUUAGCAUACAUGAAAGGGAAUGCCAACUUGUGCCGUGCCAUCGUCCGAUCUGGGGCUCGCCUGGGAGUGAAUAAUAACCAAGGAGUCAACAUUUUCAAUUACCAGGUUGCCACCAAGCAGCUUCUGUUUAGACUACUAGAUAUGUUGUCCAAGGAGCCUCCUUGGUGUGAUGGCUCCAACUGCUAUGAAUGCACUGCCAAAUUCGGAGUUACAACUCGCAAGCAUCACUGCCGCCACUGCGGACGUCUUCUUUGCCAUAAAUGCUCGACCAAGGAGAUUCCCAUUAUAAAGUUUGAUCUGAACAAGCCUGUGCGAGUUUGCAACAUUUGCUUUGAUGUUCUCACUCUGGGUGGGGUCUCUUAGUGGUUCAGGCCGCAUCCCCAGUCAUCUUCCCAGCAGCUGCUCUGCUUACCAGCCUGCCCCUCACCCAGAGCAGAAGCUGGCAGAUGUCUUCCUGCACCAACAGACUGGAACAUUUAAGGACCAUGGUGUGAUUCCAUUUCAAAUGAUGCUGUGUGGUUGUGUCAGACUGUGAUCAGUUUCACUAACAUCUCACUAACUGGACCAGGCCAUUUAGCCUAAGUGGUAAAUGUGAUAGGUGUUAGACCCAUUCUGCUAACAACAUACAAGGACACCUAGAAACCUUUUCCCUUCCAGUAGCUUAGUGUCCCAUCUCAGAGCAUUCAUGCAGUCUCCCUGCUUCGGCUGACUCAUGAGGCACAGCCUAGCAGAGUUGGAGGCGGGCUGCCUGAUGGGAGUUGGCCUUAUCCUAAGAUAGUGGCUGUGGACUUUUCUGCAGUGUUUUCAUACAGAGGAUCUUCUUGCCCUUUUUUUUUUUUUUUUUUUUUUUUUUUAAGGUAAGCUGUAUUUUUAGUGAGUUACCCCUUUUUAAAAGGUGAAAUCUUUCUAAACAGGGUUCAAAGAUGAGAGCUGAAAAAUCGUGGCCUUAACAACUGAAAGCUUUACCAGUGUUCAUGCUGCUGAGGUGUCAGGAGUGCAGGGUGGCAGCUUGACACCUAGUGGCUGUCUCAUUCUCUCGUCUUGCUGCGUCCUGUCUGUGGAGUCCUCAAUUACUCUGCCACUGGAGGUGGUGGGGGAAAUGCACUUUUAUUGUGCUGCACUUUUUAUAUAGCUGUGUUACUGGUGAUUUCAAUUUAAAAAAUCCAUAUCAAAAAUACCCUCACACAUUCUGGCAUCAUUGAUUCUCAUGUUCGGCUUUGGCUUCACCUCAGCCUACACUACUGCUGAGUGUUUCUUGGUGCAAGAGAUUAAUACAGGCCAAGUAAUGAGAAGGAAAAUAAAUAUGACUUCAAGCCGAGGGGCAUUUCCAGCUUGAAGCUUCAAGCUGAUGGGUCCUAUCUCCUCGACACUUCUGCUUCUUGCGGAAACCUUCCCUGGUUAUGCUGUGAGUGCUGCUGGUCCCAGUUCUAUGUAGCUUGCCCUGUCCAUGAGGGCCAGCAGGCAAAGGGCCUGGCUAAGAGUGUGCAGCUGGUUUAGAAGGCUCUCAAUUGGAUGUUGAAUGAGGCUCCUAAACCUGUUGGGCCUUAGUCGCUGCUAGUACAUAUAUCAACCCUGAGGUAUUAAACUCUGCUUUUCAAAGUUUGGCCAGUUUUCAAAAUAUGCAUGUUGAAAGAGAAACUUAUACCAUUGCUUUUUUAAAAACACCCACCUCUGGGAUGAACAACAUGGGGUGAGUAUACAGUUAUACUCAGAUUAAUGGUAUCAAUCAUACAUACUGAUUUUUCAGACAUUUAAUGACCACUACAUUUUUUGCAUUAAUGAAAUAUAGAUAUAUAUGUAAAAGGGACUAAUUUUUUUUUAAUGCAACAGCCUGUUUUCUUUUUUGAAUAGUGAUAUAUAUGUCUUACAUGUUGCUGUAGUUUUAUACAUUCUCUUGCCUAAAUAUGUGUGUAAAAUGUGCUGAUAAACCGGAGUGCUACUUUUUAAAAAUAUUUCUGUGAUUUAUAAGAUAUAUAUACUUUCUAUGUUAAUAUGAGCUUGUGCACAAUGUUUGAAAAGAAAAAAACAUUAGAUGCGUUUCCCUGUCCCCCAGUCUGUGACAUGUUUCAUAUGGAAGUUUUAUAGAAAAACUCAAUGAAGUCUUGUCAAAUGACCAUGUGAAGCAUGUGGCCAGUUUGUUUUCUUUUGCCUGAAAAGGGUCAUAAGAACAUAGGGUUUAGUUAAGUAGCUUAAUUCUUUAAUUGAAUUAAAGAUAAUUUUGAUUCAGAGCUGAAUUGAGAUGGCCGGUACAUACAUUGUUUGAAUGUUCAGUGGAGAGGGUAGGAUAGGGUUCAGUCAGGGAUGAGGCUGAUCUGCCCUUGCCCUGCCACACCAGUUUCAGUAACAAUCUUGUCUAUUAUUGCACUAAAAUCUUAAGAUCAUGUUUAAAAUAUGUUGAUUCAAGCUUCUGUUUCUUCAGAGAGUCCAGGUAUAGCAAUGGUACUGUCCAGCCAUGGAUUGGGGAAACAUCUUUUGAGUUCUGCAUUGGUACAUGCAUGUAGACAAAGAACAGGCAUCUUUCCUACAGUCUUAGGAGAGCUCCCUGGCCACACUGAUGCUCACAGGGCUGCACUCAGCAGGUUCCGUGGGGGGCAGCUGCCCCACAGGAGUCCAGCGUACACUGCCCUGGACCAGACACAUUCUGUGCACACCCUGUGCUCCGCAUGCUGUCAUGAUUUGACUACAAAACUGCCUAGCUGUUCUUACUGAAUUUUAAUCAGUGGCUUAAGUACUAAUAGCAAAAACUUAAUUUUAUUCAUUCUAAAAGUUUCCAGUGAUGAAUGAGUAGAGCAAGGAAAAUAAAUUGUACUGAAAGAUAAUUCUGUAUCAGUCAGCACUGAUUUUUAACUCCUUCUUGCUCAUUGCCAGACUUACUACACACUUUUUUUUUUUUUAAGACAGAGGCACAAACCACGUGCUAUAUAUAAAUGAGAUGGCUUAGGCUAAUUGCUAUGAUCCUUUAAAACAGGUGUCCCACAAACUUAAGUGCCUACACUUAGGACUCUUCAUUUUCAACUAACUUUUCAAUGAUGUCUCACUGGAUGAUAUAAUAGAACAUGUGUUUCAUUUGAGUUUUGUGCCUGUGCAUUGUCGACCCCAAUUACCAAUUUAGUCAAGGCUGGAUUAAACUGCUCAGUUCACCUGCCACAUUCUCUCCAAGGAGUGGGUUCCGUGUGACGUUUAGUCCUCUACCUCAAAGCCCGAGUCAUUUUGACCACCUGGAUCAGCUUCCUCACUCUGCCCGCUGAGUGGGUCUCCUGCACGGACCCAUUGGUCCCAUCAUUCUUUCUGAUUCAUGUUCCUCACAUUGCAUCAACCGUUCCUGCACGCACCCACUGCAUGGGGCAGAUGGAAGGUUUGGGAAGGGCAAGAACACUGUCCUCCAUGUAGGUUUCCUUCACAUGGAGAAAGACCACUUCUAGACUGUAAUGCUUAGCCCUGGAUGGCAAGCUGGCGGCCCAGGUGAGGGGCAUGCACAAGUUAGUGUACACUUGUAUCCCAAACACACUUGUUUCCCUCAGGCAAGCCCCAGAGGUGCCACCUGCAGCACCAGAGCUCCCCUCCAGCUGGAGAGAGGAGUGAGCAGAGAGGAAACAGCUUGCCAAAGCGUUUGGAAGCCACACUUUUAACUUUAUGGAAGCAAUUUUUAGUGAAGAGCUGAGGGUUGGAUCAGAUGUAAACUAAAUUCCCAGAAGUUACAGAUGCCUUAAAGACUUUCUUUGGAAGACUGUCACUUGUACAUUUCUUUCAUGUGGCAUAAAUACACUAACUUGUAACAACUGACAACAUUGGUUUUCUGCACCUAGGGAGUCUUGAGACUGCUCAACUUACUGACUUGCUUUUUUGGCAGAUGCGUAGAGUGGGCUGUUCUGUGACAUCCCUUUGGUACCUUGGGCAAGGGCAACAGUUGGGCAAGAACUGCAGGCACGUAUUUGGGUCAAUAACCUUGGCUUCCAGACCAUUAAGAGUGGCGCGCAGUGCGGGAUGAUGGCAUCUUAUGGGACCAUGUGUUUAUCAGCAUUAUUUCUUUGGAGUCUGUGUAAUGGAAUGUAUUUUUCAAAUAUGUACUGAUAUUUGCAUUUUCUGUAACAAUUCCUUAAUAAAAUGAGGUAAAAUUGUGCAUUUAAAGUGGAAACUUUAAUAAUACA
This is a messenger RNA of Octodon degus (degu), 7283 nucleotides long. It is a transcript of the gene Ankfy1, whose product is annotated as ankyrin repeat and FYVE domain containing 1. The record is from RefSeq and is a predicted model, not a curated record. Gene Ontology annotation, biological process: retrograde transport, endosome to Golgi; Golgi to lysosome transport. Lineage: Eukaryota; Metazoa; Chordata; Mammalia; Rodentia; Octodontidae. The transcript has 24 exons. Gene Ontology annotation, cellular component: endosome membrane; cytoplasm. The coding region runs from base 28 to 3498 and encodes 1156 amino acids. Gene Ontology annotation, molecular function: metal ion binding; small GTPase binding.